UUCUCUACCUCACCACAUUUCAUAAGUUUCAUCUCCAACAAUUCAAAUCCUAUAUAUAGAUAUAUGUAAAAACGCUCUCUCUCAGGGUUUUCAGAUUUCCCUAUCGAUCUUCAUCACUUUGCUCUUACUCUCCUCUCUCUUGGUCUCACCAUGGGAACUCAAGCUGUCGAUGACUACUCCAAAAAUGUGGAUACCCGGACUGCAGAAGAGAAAGCAAUUGAUGCAUGGCUGCCCAUCACUUCUUCAAGAAACGCAAAAUGGUGGUACUCAGCUUUUCACAAUGUUACUGCCAUGGUUGGAGCUGGAGUCCUCAGUCUCCCAUACGCCAUGUCUGAACUUGGAUGGGGGCCUGGAGUAACAGUGAUGGUGAUAUCUUGGAUCAUUACUCUAUACACUUUGUGGCAAAUGGUUGAGAUGCAUGAAAUGGUUCCAGGGAAACGUUUCGAUAGGUAUCAUGAACUUGGACAGCAUGCUUUUGGUGAAAAGCUUGGCCUCUGGAUUGUAGUCCCUCAGCAGCUAAUUGUUGAAGUUGGAGUCGACAUAGUUUACAUGGUUACAGGAGGCAAAUCCCUCAAGAAGUUCCAUGAUUUGGUCUGUCCGGGUUGCAAAAGCAUCAAACUUACAUAUUUUAUCAUGAUCUUUGCUUCUGUCCACUUUGUACUCUCCCAUCUUCCCAACUUCAAUUCAAUCUCUGGUGUUUCUUUGGCAGCAGCAGUCAUGUCCUUGAGUUAUUCUACAAUUGCUUGGGGGGCAUCAGUCGACAAGGGAGUGCAACGGAACGUGCAGUAUGGCUAUAAAGCGACGACCACAGCUGGUACUGUUUUCAACUUCUUCAGUGCGUUGGGAGACGUGGCUUUUGCCUAUGCCGGUCACAAUGUUGUCCUCGAGAUUCAAGCCACAAUCCCUUCAACACCGGAGAAGCCAUCAAAGAUACCCAUGUGGAGGGGAGUGAUUGUUGCUUAUAUUGUUGUUGCACUCUGCUACUUCCCGGUGGCUUUCAUCGGAUACUGGAUGUUUGGCAAUUCUGUUGAAGACAAUAUUCUCAUGACAUUAAACAAGCCUGUGUGGCUCAUUGCCAUGGCCAACAUGUUUGUUGUGGUUCAUGUUAUUGGAAGCUACCAGAUUUAUGCGAUGCCAGUUUUUGACAUGAUAGAGACGGUCCUUGUGAAGAAACUAAGGUUCAGACCUACUUGGUACUUGCGGUUUAUCUCCAGGAAUAUCUACGUGGCAUUUACGAUGUUCGUCGGCAUGACGUUCCCUUUCUUUGGUGGACUUCUUGGAUUUUUCGGUGGAUUCGCAUUCGCACCAACUACAUACUUCCUUCCCUGCAUCAUGUGGCUUGCCAUCUACAAACCUAGGAGAUUCAGCCUGUCCUGGUUCACUAACUGGAUUUGCAUCGUUCUUGGAGUUCUGUUGAUGAUCAUAGCACCAAUUGGAGGGCUAAGACAAAUCAUACUUCAAGCUAAAUCCUACCAGUUCUACUCAUAAACAUCUCCCCAUCCGAGAUGCAAACUAGUUAUAGUUUUUACCUUUCAGACAAAAACAAGUAAACUUCUGAUUCCAUCCUUGAGAAUGGUCGACACCGGGGGGAAUCUGCUCGACUGUUCAGGCAUACUGAGAAGAUUUUUCAGCAUGAUGGGUUUGUCAAUUGUUUUACAAGGGAAGAUUCAGGCUAUGAAACCAAAGACAAAUUAAAAUGAUAGUGUUUCUAAAGCUGCUUCGAAUUAUCUAUCUGCAUUCGUUGUAUGUGUAUAAACAUGUUUACUCCUUGUUCGUAUUCGUUUCAUUUCGUGAAUGAGGGAAAAAAAAAGGAAUAUUAUGACUACCAAAAUUUUGUU
Molecule: messenger RNA, 1838 nt
Organism: Sesamum indicum (sesame)
Lineage: Eukaryota; Viridiplantae; Streptophyta; Magnoliopsida; Lamiales; Pedaliaceae
Gene: LHT1
Product: lysine histidine transporter 1
Source: RefSeq, a predicted model, not a curated record